This is a messenger RNA of Delphinapterus leucas (beluga whale), 2423 nucleotides long. RefSeq lists its product as uncharacterized. Gene Ontology annotation, biological process: regulation of transcription by RNA polymerase II. Gene Ontology annotation, cellular component: nucleus. The record is from RefSeq and is a predicted model, not a curated record. Gene Ontology annotation, molecular function: DNA-binding transcription activator activity, RNA polymerase II-specific; RNA polymerase II cis-regulatory region sequence-specific DNA binding. NCBI's taxonomy places the organism in Eukaryota, Metazoa, Chordata, Mammalia, Artiodactyla, Monodontidae.
CUGGGACUUCCGGAGUUCCUUCCUGUCUUUGGGGGUCUCUCUGGACGUUUAGGAGUUCCGGGCUUAAACGCCGCUUGGCGGGCAGGGAGGUGACCGAGCGAAGAAGCAGGCGGAGAGGCUUAGGGAUGAGCCCAGCUCAGGGUCCCACGGCAGUGGCAGAAAUGGUUAUGGACCCUGUACAGAUCAUGUGCUUUCACCAGGCCCAGGAUCCUAUAUUUAGUACCAGGUUACAUGGAACAGUUCCAUUUCUGACAACUGAUGGGAGACUCCCAAGGGGAGGUGUUGAGUGGGCACAUUUACACAGAGGGCUGGAGUUCAGAGGACGGAUUCAGGAUGGAGACAGCCACAACAGAGUGGCCCGUGUGUGGACUACGAUGAAGCCGAAGGACCGUGUGGUCUUUGAGGACGUGGCUGUGUAUUUCUCCCAGGAGGAGUGGGGCCUCCUUGAUGAAGCUCAGAGACACUUGUACCAUGCUGUGAUGACGGAGAACUUUGCACUUGUGACCUCCCUAGGUUGUUGGCAUGGAGUCCAGGAUGAGGAGACACCUUCUGAGCAAGAUGUUUCUGUAGGAGUGUCACCGGUCAGGACUCCAAAGCCAGAUCCAUCCUCCAGGAAGGCCCAGCCCUGUGAGAUAUAUGGCCCACUCUUGAAAGACUUUUUGCAGCUGCUUGAGCAUGACAGAAUGUUCUCUGAUCCCAGACUAUACUUUGGUGGGGCAAACCUUUCACACCAGAAGGAGCAGAUUAGAGACAACCUUUCCAGAAGGGGUGAGGGGCAGCCUUCAUUUCUGACCAACAGCAGCGUUCACAUGGCAGAGAGGACCUUGACAUGCAACAGAGACAGAAAGGACUUCUCAGGCAGUGCAGGCCUUCUGUAGCAGCCGGCCCCUCACAGUGUGGGGAAGCCACACAGGGACACUGAGUGCAGGGAGGCCUUUGGUAGUGGACAGAGUGAUUACAGGUGUACUCAGUGUGGGAGAGCCUUCAGCCGAGAAAAGAUGCUUGUUGAGCACCAGAAAAUCCACACUGGAGUAAGGCUUUAUGAGUGCAGCAAAUGCGGGGAAUUCUUCAAGUACAACGCUAACUUCAUAAAACAUCAGAGAAUUCACAAUGGAGAAAGCCCUUAUGAGUGCAGAGAAUGUGGAAAAUUCUUUAGAUAUAACUACAGACUGGUAAGACAUGAGAGAAUUCACACCAGAGAAAGGCCAUAUGAGUGCAGUGAAUGUGGGAAAUCUUUCAUGUACAGCUCCACAUUCAUUAGACAUCAGAGAGGUCACAUUGUAGGAAGGCCUUAUAAGUGCAGUGAAUGUGGGAAAUUCUUUCAGUAUAACUCCACACUCAUUAAACAUCAGAGAGUUCACACUGGAGAAAGGUUUAUUUAUAAGUGCAGUGGAUGUGGAAAAUUCUUUAGGUACAACUCUGCAUUCAUUAAACAUCAGAGAGUCUACAGUGGAGAAAGGCCUUAUGGGUGCAGUGAAUGUGGGAAAUUCUUUAGGUACACCUCCACACUCACUAGACAUCAAAGAAUUCAUACUGUAGAAAGGCCUUAUGAGUGCAGUGCAUGUGGGGAAUUCUUUAACUACAAGUCCAAGCUUAUUAAACAUUGGCAAAAUCACACUGGAGAACGGUCUUACGAGUGCAGUGAAUGUGGGAAAGGCUUCAGGUACCACUGUAGACUCAUUAGACAUAAGAGAGUUCACAGUGGAGAGAGGCCUUAUGAGUGCAGCGAAUGUGGGAAAGCCUUUAGCCAUAAGAAUGUACUUCUUCAGCAUCAGAAAACCCAUACUGGAGAAAGGCCUUAUGAGUGCAGAAAAUGUCAGAAGGCCUUCAUUAGGAAGUCCUACCUCAUACAUCACCAGAAAAUCCACAGUGAAAACGAUAUGAGUGCCCUUAAUGUGGCGAACUCUUUAGAUACAACUCCAACCUCAUUCAGCAGAGAAUUCACAGUGGUCAAAAAUUUAUGAGUUCAGAGAAUAUGGUAAAUUCUUUAGGUACUACUCCAAACUCCUUACACUGGAGGAGCACCUUAUGAGUUGAUGUUGGAAUGGGCCUUAUGAGUACAGAAAAUAUGGGAAAUUGGUACAGCUUCCCACUCAUUAGACAUCAAAAGUUCACAUUGGAGGAAGGCCUUCUGAGUGCAGUGAAUGUGGAUAAGUCUUUAGGUGAAACGUCAGGCCCAUUGCACAUCACAGAUUUCACAAUGCAGAAAGACCUUGUAAGUACAGUGAAUAUGGGCAUAUGUUCAGCCAAAAUUUCUACCUCAUUCAGCACCAAAAAUUUCACAACAGGGAAAGUGUUGCAAAUGGGGAAAGACUUCAGCAAAAUAUCUGCUGUAAUCUAUCCUUAAUAGUAUCCUAAUACAGUAUUUUUUUUUUUUACAUUUUUGAUUGUGGCAAAAUAAAUGUAACAAAGUUUACUCUCUA